This is a messenger RNA of Phytophthora infestans T30-4, 159 nucleotides long. RefSeq lists its product as uncharacterized. The coding region runs from base 1 to 159 and encodes 52 amino acids. The record is from RefSeq and is a predicted model, not a curated record. The transcript has a single exon. NCBI's taxonomy places the organism in Eukaryota, Oomycota, Peronosporomycetes, Peronosporales, Peronosporaceae.
AUGAUCCACCAUCUGCUCAUGUGUCACUCCAGCAAGGCCCCAUCCGUGGCAAAUGCGGCACUCUGUGCCCCGCAAAUGAAGCAGCAGAGCGUGCUCGAACUCAGGAGCUCAGUCGCUUCGAGCGUCCAACUUCCAAUGCCCCAGCGCUCGUUCCUGUGA